Prorocentrum cordatum is the source of this 3936-nucleotide messenger RNA. The record is from the annotation of a GenBank genome assembly. Lineage: Eukaryota; Dinophyceae; Prorocentrales; Prorocentraceae.
AGCGGUGCUGGUUCUGGCUCCAGGGACAGCCCCCACGCCAGCUCCUUCCCUCAGACGCCGGGAAAAACCAUUGUCGAUCCUGCCCCCAGACACCUCACCUUGAGCGCGCAAGCGCGACGCUCGGCGCCUCCACUUCUCCUCCCUCGGGUGCCGGGGCGAUGGAGUUCUCUCCCGAGCCUCCUGGCCUGGAGGCGGCACCUUCUCGGCCGCCGGCCUCCGCCGGGGCGCCCUCGGGGCCACGGAGGGCGGCCACCACGGGCACCGCCUCCGAGGACGGCGAGACCGCGGACACCGCCUCCGAGUCGGGGCCAUCGAGGGCCGCCACCACGGUGAGAGGCAGCCGCGAGUCGGUGAUGGCGAAGACGAAGAGCUACACGAAGCAGUGGUUUGCCACUGGCAGCAACUGCUCCCUCGAGCAGAUCUCGAGCGAGGAUAUCCGCAAGAUCUGGUGGCUCAGCGUCCGCGCGAUGCAGGCCCGCGCCGAGUUCAAGAGGAGGCAGCUGGAGCUGUCCGAGAGGAUGCUGAAAGAGCGGCGGAGUGGGUGUGCGAGCGCGCUCUUGUCGACGUACGCCACCCGCUAUCAGUGGGCGCUCUUCGUCGUUGUUCAUAUCGUUAUCACCUUCUUGAUUUGGUCCCAUUUUUUCCUGAAGAGGUUCAGGGAGCAAGAGGGACUCCCCGAGCUCAUCCCCGCCAAGGACGCCCUCGCUCCAGAGGAUGUUGGCAUGCCAAUGCCCAACUACUGGAAGAAGCGUCUGGUUGCGCCGCUGUUGUUUGGCCUCAAGCACGCCAUCCUGUGGCAGAUGGUGUGGCUGCCUGUUACGAUGAGCCGCCACCUUCUUGCCCUAGCUGCUCGAACUAAGAUUCGAAACUUCGUCCCUCUGGAGCACAUGACGUUCUUCCACAUUACCCUGGGAUACAUCACGUGCUUCCUCAUCAUCGUUGCUACCAUCGUGUUCUUCGUCUUCUUCGUGCACGGCUGCCGACAGCACCUCGGGCAGUUCGGCCACCCUCUCGAGCCCGUCGAUUUCUGCGAGAAGAUCAAAGCGAGAUCAUGAUCACAGGACUAGGCAUCUUCGUCCUCCUGGUGAUCGUGAUGGUAAGCUCCUUCCUGCGGCGCCACAUUCCGUUCGAGUGGUUCUACGUGCUGCACCAUUUCGUGCUCGUCCUGUUCGGCCUAACCAUUGCGCACACCCUGGACGACCAGUUCUGGGGCGGCACUCGCGUCGGCAAGAAUCGGUCGCAGAGCUUCCGAUUCAUCGCCACGACGCUCAGCCUAUAUUUAUUAGACAGGGCUUGGAGCUUCCUCACCAUGCGGCGCAACGUGCCCGUGCAGGAAGCCGUGGUCACUUCCACGAAGAGCAUGCUCACGCUGGUGUGCAAGAAGCCGGUCGACUUCCAGUUCGCUCCUGGCCAGUACGCGUACAUCCAGAUACCUUCUUUGGACCUUACGUUCCACCCGUUCUCCAUCGGCUCUGCGCCGGAAGAAGUUGUGCUCAGGUUCUACAUCGUGGUGUAUAAGGGCCAGUGGACCGAGAAGCUGGCCGACGCCAUCGAAGAGAAGACGGUAAGCGGAGUGAACAUCAUGGGCCCGUUUGGUCCAGGGCUCGAUACAAAUAACUUCGUGAGCGUCAGCGCAGUGGGCACGGGGACGGGCAUCGUGCCCAUGAUGUCGUUGAUGAGGGAGCGCUAUCGCAGGCUGACGCUCAUGAACAAGGAGCUGCUGCAAGGGAUUCAAGAGGACCCCGAGAAAGUGGUUCGGCUGGAGCACAUGGCACUCUACGAGGCCGUCGACCACACGAGACUCAUCAUGCUGCAGUACCAAUGGAAGCUGCGCUGCAUGCGGGUGAGAGGCACGCAGACUUCGAUGAUCAUGUCUAAGGCCACGAAUCGUGCGUACUACCACUACAUGUUCGACAUCAUCGCGCACGUCGUCCUGCUUCUGGACAUGUGCCAGGGCUUCUGGACGUUCUCUUGGAAGUACCUGAACGAAAUGGAGUUCAAUGCCAAGUUCCAAAAGGUCGAUGCAGUCCAGUGGAAGGCAUUGGAGGUCAUGAGCCUCGUCUGCAUCUUGUUCUUCUUGGUGCACCGGGUUUACGUCUGGGCGAAUCCUCGCGUCUUCCGGCGGUCCUUCGCGGACGUGCUGGAUGUGGUGGCAGUGGCGUUUAUGCUCGGCACCCACUUCGCAUGGGCGGGCGAGGUUCCGUCCUUCUACAUCGCCCCCUCUUCCAUGGCCGUGCUCUUCCGCGGCUCGUUCGCGCUAUGGCGCAUCGCGCGCAUCUACGCCGCGAGUCAGGUCCUGCGCAUGGGCGACGCCAGCUCUAAGGGGGUCGAGCACGACCUCGUCAAGAACGGGAAGUUCCGCGUGCUCUGGAUCGUGCGGGGAGGAGAUGGCUUCGCGGCCCAUUGCUUGGAGCUCGAGGACAUGAUGACGGACUUGCUCAAGAAGUUCAGCCGCUGGCAGCUGGAUCUCCUCUUCGGCCUCGACAUCUACCUCACGGGCGUGACCCCAGCCGAGGAGCGGAAGCUCCGGGAGCUCAUCCAAGGAUCGGCUAUCGAGAGUUGCGCGCGCUUCGAGCGCCCCGACGUUGUCGAGUGGGUGGUCCAGAGGAUGUCGGACGUGCUCAGGGACACUCUGCACGACAGGUGCGCCACCACGGGCGGCUCCAUGAUCGCCUUCUGUGGGAGUCAUGCGGUGGGCUUGCAGGUAAGCCGAGGAGUGCAGGAGGCGAACAUGCACGCAGUCGUGCUGCGGAUGGCUGGCUGCCGCAUGGCGUUCCAUGAGGAGUACUACGGCGUCGUAUGAGGCAAGCCGAAGGCGCUGGUGCGAAGGAGGCUUGGUGGACAGCGCAGCAGCCUCUGAGGAUCGGACAAGAGAACCAGUGGGUUCUCUUGGAAAAAGAGAGAGAGAGAGAGAGAGGAAUUCUUGGAUUUUUUUCACGAAACGCACUCCUCCCCUCUCGUCUCUUUCCUCCCGCCCUUGCUUCCCUGAGGCGGAACGCUGGCUAGCCCCUGCUGGGGUUGGCCUGCUUUCUGCCUCCUCUGCUUGUCUCGUCCUCGUUCAACCCCCGAAUUCAGCCACGCGGAGCUCCAAAUCUGGACCGCGGAGGGCUGGUAGUCGGCGAAGUGGGAAGUGCUUGUGAUGAUGUUUCUUGUUAUGUUCGAUUCCCCGCCCAAGAGUGUGCACGCAGUAGCUGGUGAGCAUGAGUUUGCUCCUGACGCUAGAAGUGUUAAUGCCCCAGGCGCCGCCCUGCUGUCGGCUGACCGCGGCGCGGCCUGUGGCGCCAGUCUCCCGCCGGGCUCGCCCGCCGGGCACUCCGCCGCCCACGGGCCGCUGCUUCCCGUCGGCCUGUGGCUCCACUGUGGGUGACGACGGGCGCGUGCAGCUUAUUCCGCCGUUCAUUAGAUAUGAUAUUACAUCGCCUGUUGUAUUGUAUGCGGGUCUCACACGACCUUGCUUCCGCUGCUUCGGCAUCGAGGCUGUCCGCAGGUUGUUUUUCUUUCCUUUCCCCCCUCCUCCUCUUCCUCUUCCUCCGCCUCCUCCCCCCCUCCCUCUCCACCCAGUUUCACCGAUACGAUUUCGGGGUGCUCCGUAUCGUUCCGAGUUUUGCUCCAGAGAAUGGGGCAAACAAAAAACUGUCAUAACGCUUUUGGCUUGUAGCUGCCCGAAUUUCCGCCCUGGAUUUCGGCCACGCUCGCAGGACACAGGUUCUGCUGGGAACCGUGGUUGUCCUUCCCAUGAGCUCGAUUCCAGGUGGCGCUGGCGCUGUCGGGUAGUCCGCAGCUGCCGCCGCCGUGUUGGUUCCGAUUGUGCGGAGCGACGUGGCCGCCGCCGUGUUGGCUCCGCUUGUGCGGGACGACGUGGUGUAGCACAUGCUGUUUGGGGGUUCGUUUGCCGUGAAAAAAUGGGGGGACCGGGCAUGUUGUCUGAUGGGGGAU